CUGCUCUACAGCUCGAGCACAGCCAUAUCUUAUGGCUACGCGGCGGCCUCAUAAGGUCGAGGUCGACGUGCCUAUUCCACCGACGACAGACACCAUAAGCACGCCCGCACCCGCACCCGCACCCACGACCACGACCACAAACGGCCCUCAAGAUGCUACGGGCAGUAUGGACUCUCUACGAGGCUCGCCGUUCCUGCCAACAGCCCUCGAAGGCACCCUCCUCGCUCUAUAUCCCAUCACGCUUUUCCUGGGCUCACUGUAUAGCAUGAUCCAUCCCGCGAGCAGAAAAGCCACCUAUCUCCCCAGCACGCAAUCCUACGAUCCUCAGGACGCGCCCAGCUAUUUUGCCAAAAAGAGCAACGUAUUCAAUGUCUACUUUGUCAAGAUCGGCUGGUUCUGGACCACGCUGGCAUUCUUCACGCUCAUCUUCACCCACUCCUCACACGGACCUCCAUUCCGGCUACAACUCACGAAACGACGCGUGCAGGCCAUAUUCCGAUACAUGACGAUCACUGCCGUCUGGGUGUUUGUCACUCAAUGGUUCUUUGGACCGGCCAUUGUAGAUCGUAGCUUCCGAUGGACGGGCGGUAGAUGCAGCCAGGUUCUUGCCACUGGCCUGACAGAGAAGAUGGAGCAAGGAGACGCCAAGGAUGUUUUCACACACGCGGCAUGCAAGGCAAUUGGUGGCCAGUGGAGAGGUGGGCACGAUAUCAGUGGACACGUGUUCCUGCUCAUUCUGGGGAGUGGGAUGCUUUGGCUCGAACUCCUCCCAGCUGUACUCUACAACGAGGGUUUGCGGGAGAAGAGGCGCAUCCGGACUGCAGAUGGCCUGGUCCGAAGUGCUUCAAUCGAGACCGAGCAUUCUUCACGUGUAGCAGUGGGCGAGCGACAGGAGCUGGGACUUGGUGUGAAGGUAGCAUUGGCGGUAGCCGGGCUCAGCGGGUGGAUGCUGCUCAUGACCGCAGCUUACUUUCACACCUGGUUUGAGAAGGUGACUGGACUCUUGGUUGCAUUCACCACAAUCUUCACAGUGUAUUUCCUGCCACGCGGAGUGCCAACUCUGCGCCAAGUGCUUGGGUUGCCCGGCAUAUGAAAGAGCAGUAAUCUCUUGUAUCCACCAUUCCUGCGCAGAUAGCAGGCAUUUAGAUGCGACGCUUCACAUGCCGUACAGGCCCGCACUCUCACCAUCACAUCGCGCCUGAGAUUCUGCUAUCAAUCUUGUUCGCCGCGGUCCCUGAGCUGUAGCCUCUUGCGUUUCCCACUCCUCGCUGGUCCGGGCUAUGGCAGAUGUGGCCAGCAUGACGGUAAUAAUGAAGGACGUGAUAUGUCAAUCGGUACGCGCAUCCCGGCGCGACCGUCCGGUUGCCGUGCGAAUGUGCAUGGCUAACUUACCGAUCACAUA
Molecule: messenger RNA, 1402 nt
Organism: Sphaerulina musiva SO2202
Lineage: Eukaryota; Fungi; Ascomycota; Dothideomycetes; Mycosphaerellales; Mycosphaerellaceae
Exons: 1
Coding region: 32-1093 (353 amino acids)
Biological process (GO): lipid storage; phospholipid biosynthetic process; lipid droplet organization
Cellular component (GO): endoplasmic reticulum membrane
Source: RefSeq, a predicted model, not a curated record